Molecule: messenger RNA, 4031 nt
Organism: Morone saxatilis (striped sea-bass)
Lineage: Eukaryota; Metazoa; Chordata; Actinopteri; Moronidae
Gene: irf2
Product: interferon regulatory factor 2
Biological process (GO): regulation of transcription by RNA polymerase II; immune system process
Cellular component (GO): nucleus
Molecular function (GO): RNA polymerase II cis-regulatory region sequence-specific DNA binding; DNA-binding transcription factor activity, RNA polymerase II-specific
Source: RefSeq, a predicted model, not a curated record
GAGAAGAGGAUCUUCCAGAUACCGUGGAUGCACGCUGCCCGUCACGGCUGGGACCUGGAGAAAGAUGCUCCGCUCUUCAUGAGAUGGGCCAUCCAUACUGGUAAAUUUCAGCCCGGCACAGACCGUCCAGAUCCCAAGACGUGGAAGGCUAAUUUCCGCUGUGCCAUGAACAGCCUGCCGGACAUCGAGGAGGUGAAGGAUAAAAGUAUCAAAAAGGGAACGAACGCCUUCAGAGUCUAUAAGAUGCUGUCCUCGUCAGAGAGGAGCAUGAAGAAAGGAAAGAAGAAAACAGACAAGGAGGGGAAGCCCAAGGGAAAUAAAGAGAUAGCUUCUCCAGACCGGACUCUUCCUGCCGCUUACAGUGGACCUCUUGACUACACCAAACAGGAAGCCAUCAAGCAGGAAACAGUAGAGCUUACCGUGAUGGACAGCGCCUCAGCCAUCCACAGUUCUGUAGAAGACCAUGUGAUCACCAGCGAGCAGCUGCCAUUCGUCUGUCAGACGAUUGAGGUGACCACUGAGAACGAAGAGCAGACCGUUAGCUCCUCCCACUCGUACCCGCUCCAGAUAUCUCCUGUGUCUUCAUGCUGCGCCAGUGAAACAGACAGUGACACAGAAGACACAAAAGAGGGUGUCAGCGCAGUCCUGAGGCGGGACUACAGCUCAUCAGUUCUCAGGGUUCCCACAUUCCCUCUUCCCGGCAUGGCCACUUUCGUCACUGCGAGCAAGCCAAACUUCAGGGUCACCAGCACACGGGACCCGGCCCCCCUCAUCAGCUACCACACUGAUGGCUGGACGCCGGCCUACAGCCAGAACUCUCUCGAGUCUGCGGCAGCCAGCCACACCCAUGAGAUGCGCGCAAGUGUCAUUAUGAAAACCUCUGAUGUCACUUCCUCCUGACCUCUGACCCCAGAUGAAGGAGUAUCAUCAUCAUCACCACCACCACCACCACCGCUUUCAGGGCAUAGGAACGACAGAGAUUGCUCCAUCUCUCUCUAUCAGGGCGACAUGGAGAGAACCUUUGAUUUUAUUGUAGCUUCUGUCCGGGCCAUGACUUCUCUCACUUUUCCUUUUAAUCGGUGAGCUCGCUGACCGGUGUUAACUAAAUUAGCCAUGGUUUGACUUGCUCACUCUUUGGUGAGCACUUGAGCCCAUUUGCAGACCAUCUGUGUCCCGUGUCCAUGAAUUAUAUCUGGCCUUUCAGACACUGUAAUCAUCCACGUGUCACUGGUAGAUCAUUUCCUCUGCUGCUUUGUGCUGACACUUUAGCAUACACUAUGCCAAAUAAAAGACCACUUUUAUCUAAUGAAAGUCAAAUUAGCUUUAAAUUGUAAAAAUGUAUUAAUGUUUUUUUAUUGCACAACCUGUAGAUGAAUAUAUUUUUUUAAUCCGUCAUCUCUGAGCCGGUGUUGCCUAGCUGUAGGUUUUAAACUGCGUCCUCAUAAAUCCACUGUUUUUAUUUUGCUGCACCUAAAACCUUCAACUUUUAUGUCAAACAGUCCUUAAUAAUUCAUCACAGGAAUUAGUUUUUGUAUUUUAUAUACAUUUUUCAAAUCUCCUUCAUAAAGCUGGCAGAUUUAGCCACAUGUAAUGUAAGAUGAUUCAUCAUUAAGUAUUGGUACCUGCUUUUUUUAAAAUAGUGUGAGCUCAAGUGUUGGCAUGAAACAUGGCACUAAAUGCUGGGACACAUGGCUGGGACAAAGAUUGUGUAUUUGUUCGUAAGCAAUGAACACAAGCUUUAAUGAGAGCAAGCUGCAAAAACAAUCACAGGUGAGUUGUUUUAUCAAGAUAAAGAAUAAAGCCCUGAUAGAGCCUGCAGUGGAAAGCAGGUGCGACCGUAUCUGUCUGUCUGUCUGUCUGGAGACCUCAGGACAAUAUACCCGCCAACACACAGACAGAUGAACAGACAGACAGAAUGACAGACUCACUGACAGACAGACUGACAGACUGUGAACUAUGUAUUCGUGUCUUCUCCCUUCCUCUGCCUCCUGGUGUUAAUAAUGUACAUAGCUCAUAUGUAUGUAUGCCUGCAAGCCGCUUCAGCACCUUACGGACAGCACUGGUGUGUGUGAGUGUGUGUGUGUGUGUGUGUGAGAGAGAGAGAGAGAAAGGGAGAGGGGGAAAGAAAAAGCCUUAUUGAAGAUGUGUGCCUUUUGAUUCAAAUGGCUGGAUUCAAACUAUCUGUGCUUUAGUCUGCUGGUGAGCCGUGCAGGUAGCUUUCAGGAAGUAUAUCCGGCCCGAUGUGGAUUGGGACAGCAGCGCAGCGCUUUAGUGGGGGGAGCGUGGGAGACGUGGGCUAUGUUUUUAUGCACAGAGUCUUGACCUGGUUAACUUGAGUCACCGUUGGGGAAGUGAGUGCGAUCUGCAGUUGAUUCUGUGCAGUUGAAGUGCACAUCCUGGCAGUGAUAACACGGAGCGGGGAAGUGUGGGCUGGAGCUACAUCCCAGAGGACUGUCCUCAGCAGAGGCUGAGCUCUCUUGUUCAUCACUUGUUUUUAACUGUCUAGUCUCUUAGCUCUAAACGUCCCGUUCCCCAGUCGACCUCGGUGCACUCAGUGGCAGUCUCGUGUUCACCUCUCUAUUCUUCCUUGUUUGGAGCGCAGCAGCCAUUAGCCUUAAUCCUGAUGUCUCGAAAAUCUUAAAGUAAUAUAGACACAGAAUGAUGAGCUAUGGCAGCAAACGGAAGAUAUUUCUUUUUUUUUGUGUGUGUCAUUUUUGGAGCAAGCUCAGUGGUUUUAUUAUUAUCUGGCAUAAUGUUAUUCACCUAAAAAAGUACCAGAAUAUGAAAUGUUCAUAUUAGGACCCCUUAGAGUUCUCAGUUAGGAAAAAGUAUAUAAAAGAAAGCUACUUGUGUUGGCAGCAGGCAGGCUAAAGCACAGGCUGCCUUCAGCAAACUCCAGUGGGAACAGCUCUGAACGUUCCUGUAGGAAAACAAUAGGACGAACAGGAAUCUGCCAUGAUUUUGAACCAAAGCACUAGAGAUUUACACUGGAUGCACAUUACUAUCAUGGCAAAUUUAUUUAAGAUUCUUAACGAAUCAGUGGGGUUAGGGCGAGAAUAGGCAUUGCUUUACCAAAUGUUUCUUUCAUGUGCCUUUUAUUAGAAUCUCUCAUCACAUGCUUCUAUUUCUGCGUGGUUUCACUUCAUCAUAGUUCUCAAGGGGCUGCAAUACACAGCCAAUAUUUAAAGCAUUGUAUGCUGAUUAUUUUGUCAGCAGCCGUCACAAACGCCUGCUCUUUUCUUUUUGCUAACCAUGCAUUUGUCCUUGUGAGCCCUUUUUUUUUUUUAAUCUUCAGCCAUGUCACACCAUCCUCUCUGAGCACGACAUUGGAAUAACAGUUGGGAUUUACACAACCCUGUAGUUGUAAAGAUCAAAUCAGAUGCUGUUAAUUCUUUGUGAGACUUAAAUGUGCCUAAUUACUAUUACUAAGUGUCGCUUUGCAUAUUAACAACAUGACCUAUAUUAGGCCUUUACACUAGGGCAAAUGUCUGAAGUUCAAUUAAAGUUUAUGGUUUCAAUAUGGAAGUUGGGUUGAUUUAACUGAUCGUAUAUUCAGCUGUUCUAUAAUUCACAUUGCCUCAAAGGCCUGUCUGUGUUAUUAUAAAGAUGUCUACCAAGGAAUUACUAAAGUGCACUUAUAAGUAGAGUUCGCUUCUGCUUUGUCGUGUGUGUGUGUGUGUAAAAGGGACAUCAUUGCAGCCAGAAGUCAGAAGGAGUGAAAGUUGUGGUGGAGAUGUAAUAAUGCUAUCAAAACGUGCUCUAUCAUGUUGUUUGUUUAGCCUUCCAACCUGUUUUUCUUCAUGUGAUCAGAGCCGCUGAUUCACCGUUCAGUUCAAACCGAGGUGUGUCUCUGUCUGGUACCAUAAAGGACAAUAUUACCAUUCAGUUCAAAGAAGGAAAAAGAGGUAAUUGCUUAUUCACAAUGCGGCAAAGAUGUGUUCACUGCUACAUGUCACAACUGUUUAUUCUCUGUACAUUAUGAACACGUGAAUCAAUAUGUAAAUCUGAAUAAAGACUUGUUUUUGUAUUUA